This is a messenger RNA of Sebastes umbrosus (honeycomb rockfish), 2776 nucleotides long. Its product is annotated as zgc:171566. Gene Ontology annotation, cellular component: vacuole. Bases 122 to 1078 code for a protein of 318 amino acids. Gene Ontology annotation, biological process: tetrahydrofolylpolyglutamate metabolic process. The transcript is spliced from 9 exons. NCBI's taxonomy places the organism in Eukaryota, Metazoa, Chordata, Actinopteri, Perciformes, Sebastidae. Gene Ontology annotation, molecular function: gamma-glutamyl-peptidase activity. The record is from RefSeq and is a predicted model, not a curated record.
UUUUCACAAAAAACAGCACCGAUAUUAAACAUUUUCACCGUGCAAACCCAGCCUGACCCAGCCUGCAUCCCUCCUCUCUCCUCCCUCCUCCUGCUGCUCCAUCCUGCCCGGUGUGUGUUGGAUGUGUCGGCCGACUGCAGCGAUGCUCGCGCUGCUGAGCGCCUGGCUGUGCGCUGCGCGUCUGUGCGCGGCGGGGAGAAGCCAGCAGCUCAACUACCGACCGCUCAUCGGUGUGUUGGCGCAGGAAAACCUUCCAGGAGACCAGUUUGCUCGUGGCUCCUCGUACAUCGCUGCCUCCUAUGUGAAGUACCUGGAGGGAGCCGGGGCUAGGGUGGUACCCAUCAGAAUCAAUCGCACAGAAGAUGAAUAUGCUAAGACAUUCUACUCAAUAAAUGGGUUGUUGCUCCCGGGAGGAGACGUAGAUCUUCAAACAUCGUUGUUCAGUCGAGCCGCCAAGAUCUUUUACAACUUGGCUCUGAAGGCCAACGAUGCUGGAGACUACUUCCCUGUCUGGGGAACUUGUCAGGGCUUCCAGCAGCUGUCUGUCCUCACAGCCAAUAAAAACCUGCUCACCCUCACUGAUACCAUGGCUGUGGCUCUGCCUCUCACUCUCACACCAGCGGCCCAGUCCAGCCGUCUGUUCCGAAGUUUUCCCAAGGAUCUGCUGCAGUCUCUGGCAGAGGAAAACAUCACUUCCAACUUCCACAAAUGGAGUCUGUCUAUGCAGAACUACAGCCGAAAUGCCAAGCUGAAGAGGUUUUACAAGGUCUUGUCCUCUAACAAUGAUGGGAAGAGAGAAUUCAUCUCCACCAUGGAAGCCUACCGCUACCCAUUUUAUGCAGUACAGUGGCAUCCAGAGAAAAGCUCCUUUGAGUGGAUAGAUAAGCCGGGCAUGAUUCACUCCACUGCUGCUAUAAGAGCCUGCUUCUACACUGCCAGCUUCUUUGUCUCUGAAGCCAUGAAGAACCAGCACCAUUUCUCCAGUCCUGUGGAGGAAGAGCGAGCUCUCAUCUAUAACUUCUCUCCCAUCUACAGAGGCAUCCACACCAUCUUUGUGCAGAACUAUUACUUUGAUUGAUGGACAGUACCGAAGACGACACUGACCCGGGCCGAGUCUAGUCAGCAUGUGUCAUUAGUAGAAUAUCUUGGUCCAAAUUUCAAAAAAGCUUUAUGGUGUUGUCACUUAAGUAGCCUCAAACAUCGAGUCAAUGAUUAGCAGUUUGGCUUAGCUGAUUUGCACAGUAAUAUGAAAUGUAUAAGUGCCAACAGGACAGUAAUGAAAUGCAGUGUUAAAUAACACAAGAAGAAAACCAAAUGUUAAAUUAAAAAAUCAUAAGAUUUUAGUUGGAAAAAUACUAAAACAAAAUGCAGAUACAAGGCCAUAUGUUGUUAAAACUGGCUUCAAUCCAAAUCACCAUAUGGUGUCAUUUUUUUUUUAACAUGGCUGUAAAAGGACAGUAGUAACAUUAAAGGGACUAUAUUCUGCCUCCAAGUAUAUAGGCCCAAUAAUUAAGUUAAAUAAAAAAUAAACAUAAAGAUAGUGAUAAAUACUUGAAGAAAAAUACAACCCUAAAUUCCAAAUAUCCAAUUGUCAGGGUAUCCCUUUCAUUGCGGCAUAUCUAAUAUACAAAUAAUGACAUCCCCAUGAUUUUAAAAUGCUUCAUACCUCUGCUGGUGUUUACCACCAUUAAAUGACAUCUGUCUCCUAACAUCAUAGUUGAAGUCACUGGAUGUUAGGAGGUUUUCCCUGGGGAUACCCUAUAGUGUUGUCUUCUGUGUGUAAUUCCUUUGUGUGUCCAAUAGCGGGAAAUGGGGCUGUUUGUUUGAGAGAUGCAGUAGUUUUGUAGUUAUUUUUGGUGACUUGCGUGACGUGGGGGAGAUUUUUUUCUUGUCUCUGUGUGAAAAUUGUAAAUCAAUGUAAGGUAAGUGUUGUCUGGCUGGUGCACUGAAAGUUACUUUGACGUGAGCGGUGUUCCCCUGAGGCCUGAGGCCUGUACUACGAAGCCAGUUCAACAUACCCUAACAACUGAGAUCACGCUAAGCGGUCCUAUGAAGCUGGUUAUCAACUCAGUAAAUCAACCCAGGGUUUCUCAAUCUGGUUAUGAGCUUGUUCACAGGAACAGGGAGGUGUUUGUCCACAGCUUUGCAGACGGACAGAGCGGCACAUUUUACAAAGAGUAAACUAUAUUAGACAAAUACGAAGAAGUUAAACACAUAUCCAGGCUAAAAGUAACACAGUUGAAGCUGCCAAAUGCAGGAAGAACAGCUGGCAAAAGAAAAAAACUGAUGUGUGAAUGCGUAAAUUAACAGACUUAUUAAUUUAAUGGAACACUCAAAAGUAAGAUAUACUCGUCUAGAUAUAAAUAGCUUUUAAAUGUAUAAUGGAUGACUGGAUUACACCUAAUUGUUUCAAUCUGUUCCGUUCUUCAAUAACCAUACAGAAUGGAUGGUUAAAGCAUUGUACUUGCUUACUUGUGACUUUAUUUAGUACGACAGUCCACAUGUUAACUCAGCUCUAGCUAGCAUUACUUUGGUCUGUGUCACACUCUAACAGUUCCCCGGAACAACAACAACUAGGAACCAACAAUCCUAGUGUUAUAUCUUUUCUUUUUUUCUUUGAAGUAAAGUCUCUUACUCUUAACAUAUCACUUGUCUUAACUUAAACUCAGUGACCAAUAUUAUAAUUAAACAAAAAAUGUAUAUUCUCAACAUCAGUCAGAAUAUGAAUUAUUAAUGCCACUAUCACUUGGAAACAAAUAAAAUGAUCCUCUCUGGG